Vanessa atalanta (red admiral) is the source of this 598-nucleotide messenger RNA. RefSeq names its product SNAPIN protein homolog (gene Snapin). Bases 142 to 585 code for a protein of 147 amino acids. The transcript is spliced from 3 exons. Gene Ontology annotation, cellular component: synaptic vesicle; BLOC-1 complex; BORC complex. Gene Ontology annotation, molecular function: SNARE binding. Gene Ontology annotation, biological process: lysosome localization; synaptic vesicle exocytosis; lysosome organization. The record is from RefSeq and is a predicted model, not a curated record. NCBI's taxonomy places the organism in Eukaryota, Metazoa, Arthropoda, Insecta, Lepidoptera, Nymphalidae.
UUGUCAAAAAUUUAACUUUCAACUUGAUCUUGUAAAUUCACCAAACGAAGAGAUAGGUAACUAUCUAAAAAUCAACAAGAACCAUCAUACUACCACAUCACUGCUUUCAAUAAUAAUGUAAUUAAAUUUAAACGUCACGAUAUGGAUGACACGGAAAGCACAACAACAUCAGCGGAUGAGAACACUGGCAACUUGUGUGACAAUCCGACUAGAGAUACUCUCGCCGAGGGUCUCUUAGGCUUGCUUAAACCAACAGUAGACCAAUUGGAUGAUCGAGUGAGAAUUACGAGGAUUUCACAGUUAGAAUUGAAGCAACAGAUUGAAUCUUUAAACGAAGAGUUGCUCAAAGUUAGAGAGGCACUUAAUAAUCAUCCAGAUUUAGACCCCUAUGUCAAGAAACUCAUAGCUUGUAAACAUAAAGUUACAGUUGUGCUUAAUGUUUUACAAGCAUCCCAGGACAGACUUAAUGAAAUAAGACGAAUGAUCAAUAAAGAAAAGACUGUUCGACCAACAGUGACUGAAACAUUGCAAGAACCACAACAAAGUACAAGCAAUAUUAUUUCAGACCGUGGGUGUAUCAACUAAUAUAAUGGAUACU